Molecule: messenger RNA, 1267 nt
Organism: Didymella exigua CBS 183.55
Lineage: Eukaryota; Fungi; Ascomycota; Dothideomycetes; Pleosporales; Didymellaceae
Exons: 2
Coding region: 160-1173 (337 amino acids)
Source: RefSeq, a predicted model, not a curated record
AUGUGUUUGGUGUGAGCAAAGCGAGGCCCGAGUCACUUUUGUCGCGAAUCGAAGCAAGGGCACGUGUGAAGGAGCAUAAAAGGACCAGCUUGAAGAGAAGCAGAGUCGCAGGCUUGGAGUAAGUUAGAGUCAAGCCUCACCACGGCAGUGCGCGACAUCAUGGAUUCUACCUCGCAGAUUGCUCUCAGAAUGGCGGCCACAAGCACCCCAACAGAAGAUGGCUUACAAGCCUCACCGCUCCUACGCCUGCCGAUGGAGAUACGCCUUAUGAUCUACGAAUACAUGCUGCUGCCCUCAUCGCAACCCACCACAAUCCAUAGCACCUCGGUCGCCAAUCUCGUUCCCGAUUUCCACACCUACUUCUCCGAAGACACCAACAACGACCGCUUCACCCUCAGCGUCCGGACAAUCGACCCCUGGCUCGGCGCCCAAGCAAGCCGUACCUGGCGCCGCAGGUCAACGUACCACGUCAGAACCGGGCCCUUCCUGACCACCACAACGCCAACCACAUACCGCGUCCUCCUGUCCCCCUACACGGCGCAUCUGCGCUCCACGGUGCCCAGCCUCCUCGCCAUCAACCGCCAGAUCCACGCCGAAGCAGCCAAGAUCUUGUACUCGACUUACACCUUCGCGUUCCACACGAGCAUCGAAGCCGCGGUCCCGUUCCUCAGCGACCUAACCCCGCUCUCGCGAAGCCAUGUGAAGCGUCUGAGUCUCACGAAAAAGGCGCUGCCGUACACCAAGGAAUUCGACCGCGCGGAGUGGGCAGCCCUCUGCGCCUACCUCGCCGAGGCGUCCGCAGCACAUCCGAACGCGCCCUCGACCACACAUCAGCAACCGCACACUCCCGCCAUGUUCCUCCAGCACCUACAUCUCGGCGUCGUAGCAGGCCGUCCGGACUCCGGAUGGGACCACAUCAACGCCCCGACCGCGCGCGACUACACCACCAUGCAGCGCAUGAAGCAGUGGGGCGCCAGCUCCACGGGCGGCAUCGAUCUGGAGUGGGCAGAGCAGUUGAUGAGCAUCAGGGGACUGAGGAGCGUUGGCGUUAAAGCGCUGGUGGAGCAUUGUGCCCCCGCACAGAGCGAGAAAUUGGCGUUUUGGGUCGCGUUUAGUAAGAGCGUAGUGGAGGGCGGGUUUGCGGAGUGGUUGCGGGGCGUUAUGGUCGCGUAGGCGGGGGGUUACAGACCUCGAAAGCGAGGGCUUGUGAAUUUGAUUGAAUGGGUGCCAGUGAGCAAUCAUCCGCAGCUGAACGACGCGAUUCCCA